Messenger RNA from Plasmodium gallinaceum, 285 nucleotides. Its product is annotated as tRNA intron endonuclease, putative. The record is from RefSeq and is a predicted model, not a curated record. Bases 1 to 285 code for a protein of 94 amino acids. Gene Ontology annotation, molecular function: nucleic acid binding; tRNA-intron lyase activity. NCBI's taxonomy places the organism in Eukaryota, Apicomplexa, Aconoidasida, Haemosporida, Plasmodiidae. The transcript is spliced from 3 exons. Gene Ontology annotation, biological process: tRNA splicing, via endonucleolytic cleavage and ligation.
AUGAUACUUAAAAAUGUUAAACGUGAAGUUGUUUUUAAUGAUUUAAAUAAAUAUUUUAUUGUUGUUGAUGGAUUUAAAUAUGGAGCAGAUUACAUUUUGUAUAAAAAUAGCAUUGGACAUGAGCACGGAUUUGCUUUAGUUUUUAUAAAAGAUAACGUGAUUUUAAAUGAUAAAGAAAAAAUUAUAAUAGUUAGAAUAUGUGAAAGUGUUAAAAAAAAAGCUAUUAUUGCAUAUGUUAAUGAAGAGACUUUGGAAAUUAGAUAUGAGGAAAUAUAUAGGAAAUAA